AUGAGCUCAUCGCCCGCGUCUCCUGUGCGGCUGUCGCCUUGGACCAAGUCGGUGGUCGCUGGCUCUGUCUCGGGCAUGGUGAGUGUGGUAGCAUGCCAUCCCUUCGACACCAUCCGCACGCGGCUCCAGCUGUCGCCCACCCGCUUCCGCGGCUUCUUCCACUGCGCCCAGCAGACUGUGCAUCAGGAGACCAUGCGCGGCUUGUACAAGGGAUUCUUGCCCCCGUUCUUCAGUCAGGGGGUGUACAAGGCUGUCAUCUUCACCACAUCGUCCACGCUGCGCAACGACGUGCUGCCCCACAUGCCACUACUGCAGCCGAUUCUCACCCCGACGGCUGUGUCAUUGACUGCUGGGGCAGUCGCUGGUGGUGUCAACGCGUUCCUCGUGGCGCCCGUGGAGCUCGUACGCAAUCGGCUACAGGUUCAAUACGACAACCAACCCGACACGCGAAAAUACCGAGGAGCUUACCAUUGCGUCACACAAGUGGUGCGCAGUGAGGGCAUCACAGCCAUGUGGAAAGGAUUGACCACCACUGUCAUCCGAGACUCACUGGGUGUAGCCUUCUACUUCCUUGGUUACGAUUUUGCUAAGAAGCGCCUUAGUGAGAGUGGAAAGCUGGGAGAGACAGCUACACUGCUGACGGCUGGAGCUGUUGGCGGGAUCAGCUUCUGGGCGGUUGCGUUACCGUUCGACACGAUCAAGUCGCUGAUCCAAGCAGACGGGAGAACAGGUAAAUACACAGGACUGGUGUCGAGUACGGCAAGACUGGUACGCGAAGAAGGCGUGAUGCAGCUCUUCCGCGGAUGGCAAGCCGCCUUCUCGCGUGGGAUUCCCAGUGCUGCCAUCACUUUUUGGACUUUUGAACGAGCGAACAAAUUUCUGGAUGAAUGUUAA
This is a messenger RNA of Phytophthora infestans T30-4, 894 nucleotides long. RefSeq names its product Mitochondrial Carrier (MC) Family. Gene Ontology annotation, molecular function: L-ornithine transmembrane transporter activity. The record is from RefSeq and is a predicted model, not a curated record. Bases 1 to 894 code for a protein of 297 amino acids. NCBI's taxonomy places the organism in Eukaryota, Oomycota, Peronosporomycetes, Peronosporales, Peronosporaceae. Gene Ontology annotation, biological process: mitochondrial L-ornithine transmembrane transport. The transcript has a single exon.